CAGACGAGUCCUCAGUCUUCCUCUGUUUGGCAGUCUGCUUCUUUCGCAUCUUAAAAAUACAAAACAAAGAACAAGUAUGGCCCAGGGUUUCCAGUGCUAGUGGCCGCUGUGAUGGGUUCUGAGGAUCACAGUUCCAACAUGUCGCAGAAGAUCUCGUCUCUGUCUCGUAGCAAUAGCAGCUCCUCCUCCAAACAUGACAGCAGACAGGACAGCUGGGAGAUUGUGGAGGGUCUGAGAGGGGGCUACAGUAACAUCCAAGAGCCACAGAAACAGGAGGGCUACCUGCACAAGAGGAGGAAGUGGCCCAUGAAAGGAUGGCACAAGAGAUACUUUCUGUUGGACAAGGGCAUCCUGAAAUAUGGAAAGUGCAGCGCUGACAUUGAGAAGGGAAAACUGCAUGGUUGUAUUGAUGUGGGUCUGUCGGUCAUGGCUAUUAAGAAGAAAGCCAAGUGCAUCGAUCUUGAUGCCGAGGAAAACAUCUAUCACCUUAAGAUAAAGUCCCAAGAGCUCUUUGACGAAUGGGUCUCCAAACUGCGCCACCAUCGAGUGUAUCGGCAAAACGAGAUUGCCUUGUACCCAAACGAGAAGACAUUUUUCUCCCCACUCUUCCCCUCCCCCACAUCCACCAGUACCACAGAGAGUGCCUCCAUCAGAAAGUGCAUGUCUCUACGCCGACAGUCCACGGUGCAUUCUCCAGGAGCCUUCCCCAUAGGAUGUAACAGUCAGGCCAAAGUCGCAGCCUGGCUCCAGUCGUCUGAUGACAUGGACAAGUGCUCCAAAGACAUUUCCGUGUGUGAGGCCUACCUGCUGGAGCUGUCUCACCUGUUACAGAGCAUGGAAGUCCUUCACCGUACUUACUCUGCUCCAUCCAUCCAGGCUCUACAGGCAUGUACAUUUGAAAGCCCCAAAAAAGAAAAAAGACUCCCAAGAAAAUGGCGUACAAAAAACUACAACAAAGACGUCAAAACAACAUUACAGGUUCCCAGCUGCAUCUCCUCUGGCUCAAUCCGCCUUCAUGCUUCAAAUCCAAACCUCUCCACUGCUGCUCUGAGCAACGACAAAGGCGAAACCGAGUCUCUAGACUUUAAUGUUGAUGUAGCCAAGCUCCAGGAAGACUUCUGUCGUGUGGCCACCAACUUGCACACUACUAUGAAAUCUGCUUUAACUUCUCUGACAUCGGAAAGAGAGCGGUUAAGACAAUGUGUGGAGAGUGAGACGUGCCCACCUACGUCCCCUCAGGUGGUUGGUCUGAAGAAUGCCUUAUCAACAAAACAGGAGUCCAUGGAUGACUCCCAUCAUCUCGUGCACCAGGUUUCCAAUGAGAGCCGGGCCUCCAUCGCUGAAUCUUUGUCUGAGUUCUUCGAUGCGCAUGAAGUGUUGUUGUCUGCAAGUUCCUCUGAAAAUGAGGUGUCUGAGGAUGACUCAUACAUUAGCGACAUCAGUGACAAUAUUUCUAUGGACAACUUCAGCAAUGAGACCGAAUGUGAAAGAUCAAGUUCAGUUUUGGUGGAAAAUGGCAUGUACCAGCGCAGAUCCUGUCUGCCCUCCCCCAGUCCCAACAAC
Boleophthalmus pectinirostris (great blue-spotted mudskipper) is the source of this 1563-nucleotide messenger RNA. RefSeq names its product oxysterol binding protein-like 3b (gene osbpl3b). Gene Ontology annotation, molecular function: cholesterol binding. NCBI's taxonomy places the organism in Eukaryota, Metazoa, Chordata, Actinopteri, Gobiiformes, Gobiidae. The record is from RefSeq and is a predicted model, not a curated record. The transcript is spliced from 14 exons. The annotation marks the transcript as partial. Gene Ontology annotation, cellular component: intracellular membrane-bounded organelle; plasma membrane; cytosol.